Molecule: messenger RNA, 4293 nt
Organism: Clupea harengus (Atlantic herring)
Lineage: Eukaryota; Metazoa; Chordata; Actinopteri; Clupeiformes; Clupeidae
Product: sorting nexin-25-like
Exons: 19
Coding region: 511-3426 (971 amino acids)
Cellular component (GO): endosome
Molecular function (GO): phosphatidylinositol binding
Source: RefSeq, a predicted model, not a curated record
UGAUCCAUGCGAUUAUCCAGUCGUCUGCUCAACGUCAACUGUCACUCACUACGUUUGAUAGAAGAGUGACAGUUAGGCAGUUAGGGGGGCAGAAAGAAUACAUAAAGGAUAACUUGUAUUUAUUUAUUAUUGUUCUUUGUGUAGUGGAUCUACCAACCGUUACAACAGAAAUUGGUUCUUUCGAUUCAGGUGUCAUUAUUAUCAGCAAAUGGGCUAACUUAUAGCUAGGCUAUGGCUUAAUGAGGUUUCUAGAAUAACUAAGUAAACCUUUAAUGUCCUGUUUGACUGGCAGGAUUACGAGAAAUAAAACGUUCCUUUUUAUUAACUGUAUUUAUUACAUUUAGAGAUUCCCUGUCAUUAAAGCAAGUGAGCCAAAGGUACAACCCCGUCGUGUCUCGGCUACUUAGCUUAAUCUUCUGGUGCAAUGUGUUAACGUUUCAUCAGUCGCAUGCAUGAGGCGAGAAUCCAUCAGGUAGUAGUAGUAGCGGAGGAAAUGUUAUUUCAAGCAGAAUGCAUAUCGGCGUCGGCAGUAUCGACAACCAGAGCAAUCUCAGAGAUGCCUCAAUGCCUCGCAAAUCGGAAUCUGCGUACUCUACUUUCCGACGUUUUCUUUCAUAUAUCGGUAUCGGAUUGGUCAUGGUGGUAUUGUUUCAGUUCGCCAGUGGGGACCUCAGCGUGACGGCAUUUGUCCUGAACGUUUUUGUUUACGUGUCAUUUGUUUUGCUUUGUUUUCUCUUCGGAUGCAUUGGGUUCGUCUUACAGGAGAGUCCCGUAAAGUCCACAAACUUCGACACCUCAAAAAACUCACCGUACCUGUUGGACUUCUUAAACAAAAUUAUGCAGAAUGGGCUCUCUUUGCCGCUGUCUGAAUCCUCACAGAUGAGACGAGUAGUGGUGUCACACAAUGUGGACAAGGUACUCAAGGAAGUGUUUGACUAUAGCUACAGGGACUACGUGCAGUCGUGGUAUGGCCAGUUGAGCCGUGAUGAGGGCCAGCUGCACCAGAUGCUGUCGGAGGACUUCUGGGAGGUGAUCAAGCAACUGAGGGGACACCUGGCAGACAUAGAUGUGGUGGACCUGGUGUGCAACAACACGGUCAAGAGCGUCCAUGCCCACUUCUGUGACCUCAAAACGGCCAACACAAGGCAGGAGGAGUUGCCUAAGCCCUUUGCUCUGCACCCGUGUUUGCGCAGCCCUCAGGAGGAGCUGCGCUACCUGCGCUGCUGCGCCCGUCUGCUGCUGCUCAGCCUCCUGCCCGCGCGCCACACCCGCUCUCCCACGCUGCGCCUGGUGCUGUCCGAGGUCAUCGCCACCAAAGUGCUAUGGCCUCUGGUGGAGGUGUUCAGUGACCCGGACUACAUCAACCGGAUGCUGCUGUCUCAGCUGGAGCAGCGGGAGCAGCUGAUGGAGAGGCACAGGAAGGCCUACAGCUACGCGCCCUCCUAUGAGGAGUUCAUCAAGCUCAUCAGCGGCAGCUCUGACGUGGACUUCCUGCAGCAGCUCAGGUACCAGAUAGUGGUGGAGAUCAUCCAGGCCACCACACUAAGCAGUCUACCCCAGAUGAAGAAGCUCAAAGAAAGCAAAGGGAAGGAUAAGGCCAUGAAAACGGACUUGCUGCGGGCGCGGAACAUGAAGCGCUACAUCAACCAGCUGACCGUGGCCAAGAAGCAGUGUGAGAAAAGGAUCUGGCUCCUGGGGGGCCCCAACUACGAGCAGCAGGAGGACGGGGCCAAUGAAGGGGCCGAGGGGGCGCAGACUCCCAGGAUCCUGCAGUUUGAGGAAAUCAUGUCCAACCCAGCAUACCGGGAGUACUUCCGGGUAUACAUGGCACGGGUGGAUAAGGGAGCCUUCAUUAACUUCUGGGAGCUUGUGGAGACCCUGAAGACGGCCAAUAAGAACGAGGUUCCUUACCUGGUGGGGGAGAUCUACCAGAACUUCUUUGUGGAGAGCCAUGAGAUCCCAGUGGAGCGGGCGCUGCUGAGGGAGAUCCAGCAGACGCUGGUGGGGGACAAGGGCACGGAGGUGUUGGUGCACCUGCAGGCGGAGGUCUACGAGGGCAUGAGGGAGCGCUACUACCCCUCCUUCCUGGUGAGCGACCUCUACGAGCGCCUCAUCCACCGGCAGGAGCAGCACAGCAGCGGCACACCCGUGCCCCGGCCCGACAACAAGGAGGACAUGUGCCAACCCAUGACGGGUAGUAACACGUCUUUGGAUGAGUGCAGUGUGGGCAUAAAUGAGCAGGCCAGCCACGCUGGCAUGCGACUACGCCGACUCACUGACCGGAUGGAGUACAAGCGCCAGGCCUUGGGCUCAAUCCAGAACUCACCCAAACCCGACAAAAAGAUUGCGUGUAAGCUGGUGGAUGAGAUCAGCACUAUGGAGAAGGAGCAUUCUGACCUCCAGCUACACAUCUCGCGCACUGACUGGUGGUGCACCAACCUGGGCAUGUGGAGAGCCUUGGUCACUGGCGGAGAGGCUGUGGAGGAGAACGGGGAGCAGACAGCUUGUUUCUACAUAUGUGUGAGUUUGCCAGAUUCAGACGACUUCAUACACAGCCGCUGGGCUGUGUCACGCAAGCUCAACGAGUUUCAGGCACUACACAGGAAACUUCUCGAGUGUUUCCCCUCGCUGAAGAAGGUGCAGCUUCCCUCUGUUAGUAAGCUCCCAUUUAAGUCCAUAGACCAGAAGUUCCUGGAGAAAUCUAAAAACCAGCUCAACAACUUCCUGCAGACAAUGCUGUCAGAUGAGUGUCUGUGUCAGAGUGAGGCCCUGUAUGCAUUCCUGAGCCCGUCCCCUGAGCACCUGAAGAUGAUGGACCCCCAGAAGAAGUCCAACUUCACCUUUGCCUCAUUACUCGAAAGACUGCCUGGAGACUUCUUCUCACACCAGGAGGACGAUGGCGAUGAUGACAGUGACCUGUCUGACUACGGGGAGGAGACGGAGGGGAGGAGGGAUGCGCUAGCUGAGCCCUCCUUCAUGCUGAUUGGAGAGAUCUUUGAGCUCAGGGGCAUGUUUAAGUGGGUGCGGAAGACUCUGAUCUCGCUGGUCCAGGUCACAUUCGGACGCACCAUAAACAAGCAGAUCCGAGACAUGGUGAGCUGGAUUUUUGGGGAGCAGAUGAUCGUUUACUACAUUAGCAUAUUUCGGGACACCUUUUGGCCUGACGGAACACGUGCUGUCCUUAGCAACGUGAGGACAGAGGCGGAGAGACAGGAGACCAGGGACCAAGCUCAGAAGAAACUUCUAGAAAGUGUUCCAGAUGCCCUGCAGAACCUGGUGGGGCAACAGAAUGCUCGCUUUGGUGUCAUCCGUGUCUUCAAUGCCCUUCAGGAGGUCAACGCCAAUCGACACCUCAUCUAUAUACUUAUGGAAAUGCUGCUAAGAGAGCUCUGUCCUGAGCUGUCUGAUGAAAUGGACCAGAUAUGACCAGAUUGGACCCAAUUCACUCUUCACUGAAAAAAAAAAAAAACACUUGUAGUUGUCACAGUUUAUCACUUGAGCUUCUCUAUCUAUUUUUCUCUGUCACUGAACACAACCCCUUAAAAAAAUGUAAUGCCUAUGCUAAAUGAAAAGCAAAACUAUUGUUAGGCUGCUAAUGAUGGCGGACAGGCUACGGUAGAUUGACUAAGGGCACGGUAAGGUUUCCUGCACAGGUGUGGACUUUGUUUUGUUUAGCGGACUGGCUCUGGGCCAGAUGCAUAGCGGCCCUCAUUUCCUCCACACUCUCCACACGCCCACAUCCAGUUUGGGAAGCCCGGUUUUUGAAUGGCUUCAAAUGUUUCACAGUGGGGAUCUGAAAAUGUGAAUUUUCUUGAGCUUUAAAAAGUAGGGUAUGUGCCCUUUUUUGUGUGUAAACUCAUUUCAGGAAGCAGACCCCUGCUAGCAUCUGUUUGUCAAAUUUAGCAUAUUGGUUUUUCUGCUUUUACAUUUUUUUUUUGUGCUGUUGUAUGUGUGCAAGGAUAACCUGUAAAAUUUGUUCUGUUUAUUGCUGUUUUAUUUUUAAAGGAAUUUGAGGAUGUUGCAUGAGACCUCCUUGGAAGAGUGCUAUUUAUUCUGUGUAGUUGUUUGCAAAAAGAAGGAUAAUAUUUGUUCAUUUACGUUUACAUUUUGGGAGAAAAAGAAGUGACUUACGAUUCUUUUCUGUUAUUCUUUUGUGUGUCUUAUGAUGCAUCACUGUGCAAUCGUUACUGUGAAAAAGUAAUGGGGUCGAUGGUAAUUUAGAGGCAGAUAUUUAUUUUUUACCAAAAACUAGCAUCCAGUAUUUGUAUUAAAUAAAUUCCAAAUGAAAUAUUA